AUGGCGCUUACAGCGUGGAGGUUUCUUGCUGGGCUGAGCUUGGUAACAGCUCAGAAUGUCAUCAUUCAGAGCGUUCCGCGGACAGUGCACACAAGAGUUGGCAUCAUGAACGACUCGCCAACUGCAGGGCCGUGGGUGGUCUACGAGUUGAGAUUGUAUUAUUCAGCAAACUGUGAUGAGGAAAGCAGGAUAGUUCCGUUUUUUGCGGAUGUUUACCACUCUGGCACACACCGUGAGACGGAAUUCUCAACAAUAGGUUCCAACGCUUUUGAUGGAGCUCCCUGGACGAACUGGACUUCAGAUUGUCGUGUGAAUUUGGGCGGGUGCGAAGCCCGAACGGUCGGCCUGGGUGUUGAUAUUGCUUCGUCCAGUGGCUAUGAGGCGGCUGCACUGAGAAAGGAUGAUUUAUGGAAUGUCACAGGGCCUUUAUUUGAUGCAAUCACAGUGAAAUGUUUCAUGAUAUGGCAGAGCAAUGACCCGAGGUAUAAGUGCAAUGAUGUUGCCAUUGUCAGAGGAUACCCAGAUCGUAAUUCUCAUACUUACGAAAGUGUCCAGGUGUUCCAUGGUGUGAGUGGUGGGGGUUGGUCAAGACGCCCAGCAAAUUUGAACACCUUAUGGCGCAUGAAGAAUCUGGAAGUGACCAUGGGCACCUGGAGCUUAGCCGAGCUUCGUUUCUAUGAGGAUGAUUUGUGUACGUUCCCACUGGAAGGGCAAGCAUUUUCCAUAGGGAGUGAUGUUCCCCUGACUGAGAGCGAUGUUAAUGCCUUUGACAACAACAUCUCCAGUGUCUGGACCGCCAAAUGCGAUCCCGUACCUGGAUCCAGAGCAGCUGAGAUUUGGGGCGAUGGCUUCCGGUUUCACGGUUGCGAGCCUGAGCAGGCGUACAUAGGUUUGGAAUACCAAGAGUAUGUCACAGUAAGAUGUGUCCGCUUCUUCCAGAAAGCUCCCCGUGACAUCUCAGAGCGCGAACAGAGGCGAUCCUGGUCCGGAGGCUUUGCAUUGCAGAGAUGGUCUGGAGAAGAAUGGGUCAUCACAGAGCAAUUCUGGGAUCCUAACUACACUUCCUACAAUGGCUUCUCGCCCACGAUUGAGUCACCGUUCUUGGGGAACGCUCCCGGAGUCUGGGAAGAUUUGCGGCCUCCCACAUACUCAUGCUGGCGUUUAAUGAAUGAUGACUACACCCGUGGUCAAUGGACAAUUUUGGAGCUGGAGUUCUCGGUCUCUCAGUAUUGUGAGGAUUUGCCGGAUGAGAAGCUUAGAGGCUUCCCACUUGCAAUGCAAGGUCCGCGAAAUCUAGAGAACCGAAUGGUCUUUGAUGGAGACCUUCGACAGGACUUGGUGUGGCGCUCAAGUUGUACGAUGGGUCCUGGUGGAGACUCUUGCAUUCCUGGUGAAGCAUGGAUCGGAAUCUAUGUGCGUGGUUCACAACCAGAUGUCAAAUGCUUCCGCAUUCUGCAGUCCAAAGAGCUCGAGGAGCAAUCGGCAUUCGUUACCAUGGGCAUGUAUGUUAUGGGAAACUGGCAACUGCACAGCUACCACAGGGAGAUUGGGGGUGGAACAUGGAAUCGUCGGCCGGCACCGGCGUGGACACUCUGGCGCGUCCGGAACAAUGAAGUUAUCGAUGGUCAGUGGAGAAUUCCUGAAAUCCACGCUUACCGUGAUCCUUUGUGUCUCGUGGACAUGACGCCAGGCAAUCCUCUUGCUUCUGGGUACUUCACUACGGAAAGCCCUGCACAAGCGAUGGACAACGAUGCCAAGACUCAUUGGACUGCCUGUGGCAACUGCAACGAGACGCGUAAGUACUGGAUCGGGAUGGAACUUCCUGCAAACGCUGAUGACGCGUCGGCAGAGCAAUUUUUCAUCCGCUGCUUCAAAGUCUGGCAAAGUGAGCAGAUGAACGAACAAAUGGUCAGUGUUCAGGUCCAGAUCUGGAAUGGAGACAUUUACAUCAUGUCGCCAAUCACGAAAACUGGUUCGCUGCAUGAGUUGGGUGGUGGCGUGUGGAGUAGACCAGCAGCGAGCUUCAUGACAAGAUGGCGCCUAGUCCCAACUGCUGAAGAGGCUCGAAAUUGGCGCUUGCUCGAGCUCGAGCUCUAUGCCGAUACUGAGUGCAAACAGCGAUUGCCAAGGGCGGACCGUGGUGGUGGUGGCACAACUGUUUUAGCUUCAAGCUACAUUCCAUUUGUCACUGGCUUUCGACGCUCAGAGCAGGCAAAGUUGUGGUCAGAGGCUGAAUUGGUCACAGACGGCGACCCCGAGACCGGGCUGUUGUUAGAACAUGUGCCUGGUAUGUCUCGCAAAGCUUACUUUGGCAUAGACUUCUUGUCUGGCUCCGUGUGGGUCAGAUGUGUGAAGUUGAUGCAAGGUUCCAUGCCGUUGGAGUAUGUGUCCUCAAUGACCUUGCAACUAUGGGAUGGCUUGCAAUGGAGACACGAAGAUCCCGAGAUGUCUGAGUUCGAGGUUCAUCUCAAUGGUCUUGGUGGAGGCGGCUGGCAGCGCAGGCCUGCGCAGCCUGGGUCCAUGUGGCGCGUAGAGAACGCCGAUUUUGUCCCGCAAGGCUGGGCAAUCUACGAGGUGGAGUUCUACCAGGGUGCAGAUUGUACUGCAGGCAAGUUGGCCGGGGAUGUCAUUGCCAGUGGCUAUGCGCCGCCUUUGAACGAGCGGGGCCCAGGAUUUGCGGUGGACGGAAAUACCUCAACAGUAUGGAUGUCGCAGUGCUGUCCGGUUGAGAACUCUGAGCGUCCUUUGGGCUUUGAGCAGGUGGUGCCAGCUGUAGGAUGUGAAGCUGGUCAUGCAUGGGUUGGCCUAGAUCUUGGAGCAAGCAGGUCCGCACAGAAUGUUCGCUGCCUUCGUAUAUUCCAAGCUGGCUUUGAGCUCAUGCAGAGCUCGUCAGUUUACGUCUCCAGUUGGGAUGGUUCCCAGUGGGUCCAGUCUUGGCGCAUGGAUGGCUUGGGCGGGAGUGCCUGGAAUCGCCGGCCAGCCGCAGGGAACACCAUGUGGCGCCUCCUGUACAUGUCCCGAAAGGAUGUGCCUUGCCCGGCACAAUUAUCCCGCAUCGUGGAGCGGCCAUGGGGCGUGGCAGACUUGAGGUUCUUCAGUGACGAUGCCUGUGAAGUACCAGUGACAGGAGGAGCUCCGAUCACUUCAGGUGGCUUUGACAACUACCUGCCAUCAGCUGUAGAUCAGAAGUCAUAUGACACAAGUCGAAUGAUGGAUGACGACAAGCUUACAACUUGGGCGGCCAACUGCAGAACAGGGUUUCAUUACGUGGACACCGACCUUACAAACUGCACACACGCGUGGGUUGGAAUGCAGUGGGCUGGCGCGCAUGAAAUCAGAUGUGUUUCAUUGGUGCAAUCACGGUGGGAGUCCGCAAGGUGUUGUGAUGCGGCAGAUGAACUGACCCUGCAGCGAUGGAACGGCUCUGAGUGGGUUGAAGCCUCCUGGUUCCGUGAUCCACCCAGACCAGCAGUCCAAACGGAAACAAAUGUCAGGGAACCUGCUCAUUUGGGAGCAGAAUUCCGGAACGUUGGUGAGUGCCCUUCAAGGGUGAGUGAGAAGCGCAUGUUUGAAGAAACAAUCACAGAAACUCGCACUCGCAAGGACAGCGAGAAGUGUAUUGUAAAAUUGACUGGAGCAGUGACUCUGUUGGCAGAGCCCUAUUGUAUCAAGCACCCACAGUGUGUAGAUGUUUUUGGAGCUGCAGGAAGUUGCUGCCCUAUAGGUGACCUCAUUGAAAGCGAAAGUCGCUGUUGCUGCAGCUUUCUGAGUUCGGAGCCAAUCUUUGCUGAUGAAAUAGAUUACAGUGACCCACGGGAGAAGUUGAGCUUUGAAUAUGCCACAAUUUGGAUGUCCAACAUUCUGCCGUGGAUUGGGCUGGCUUGCACCAUCGCUCUGUACCUCGCUGCCAUCCUCUUCCCUGCUGACAUGGAGGAUCGUGCCAGAAAUUGGGUGAAGAAGGACAUAGGAUCAACCUCGAGGAAGGUCCGCAGGCAGCUGUUUUGGAAGAGAGUUGUAGUGGUUGCUUUCUGGCCUUUGCUAGCCUGGCGGACUUUCCUGGCAAGCGGCAAGACUCAAACCAGCAAAAUUGUUCGGUGGUUCAUUUUGCCUGACGGGCGACUCCCAAAGCCGCUGGAGCUGUAUCGAUCACUUAUCUUUCUGGUUUUUGGCUCCUUGCUGAGUGGUAUGGCACCUUGGCUUCUGCUUGGAGCGAUCUUCGGCGAAAUGAUGAUCUGGCUUGCGCUCCAGCUAUGUCAGGUUAUUCGGUACUUUCAAUCGCCGUUUGACCCUCUCGAUCUCAGAGACAUGCAGCUGCGCCAGGAGGUGUCCAAGGUCAUGGUCAGAAAUGAUGAGGCGAUGGACACUGCAUAUGACAUUGCCGCGGGGGUUGCAACAACCUGCGUGUUUGGCCUUGCCUACUUUGGUAAGUUCAUCUUUGAUCUUUUGAUCGUUCGUGCGCAGAUGUUGUCCUUUGAAGCCAUUGAGAACAUCGAGGCUGAUCGUGUCGUAGAAUUGUUCCCAGGCUUGUUAGAGACUCUGCGAGAGCCAGCGAUGCUGAUCUAUGACAUCCUAUUCUGGGCCAGCCAGCUGAUUUCCCUGCUCCUGGGGAAUCUGGUUGGGAUUCCCCUAUGUGAGGGUUCCACCGCGCUGGUGGGUUCUGUAGCACUUGUUAUGAUCUUGUACGGGGCAUCUCAAUGGCUGAACUAUGACCUCUUCGGGCUCUUCGUUGCUGCUCGGCAGGUAGUGAAGGCGACUCGCCCAGAGUGCCAACGGAUCAUGGCCCAAUCACUUAUCUUGCUCUGCCUCGGGGCAUCCUUUGCAGCUGUGCAGAUGACCAUGGUUCUGUUUACUCGUGCCCUUGCUUUUGCAAACCCUUUUGUGGCUUCCACUUGGGUUUGCGGAUAUGACGACACUUUAGCCAUUUUCGUGGGCCGCAUCCUGCUCUCGGGGUCUUCCAUUGUGGGCUUGAUCUUUGUGUUCCUCUGUGUGAAUGGGCAUUUCGUUGGCCAGGACUACAUCACAGAGAGGGUGGCGCAGUUUCUGGGGAUAGACUUGGCUGCUCUAGAUCCAGAUGGAACAGGAGAUGAAGGUGGCAUGUUCCGUUUCGACGUUUUUGGUGCUGCUUUGCCUACCUUGUUUGGGAUUUGGUGGGAUCCCUGGAACAUUGAUGCCUACUUGGUACGUGAGCGUGCGCAUGUCUACUCCAUGGAGCUUCGUGAUCCGCAGGCAUGCAAGCAUUGUGAGAAAAUCCAUGUGAAGUACGAGCUCAUGAUGACUGCAACUGGGAGAACAGUCAGUGCUGCUGUGCAGAUCGUCCCGUAUGGAGCAGUUGUAGCAAAAGCGUGUGAAUAUUUAAAUGACCCGCCGCUGAUCUACAUCGGUAACAAGAUGUCUUGUUUGAAAGUCCGGAAGGUCGAGCGAUAUGCGACUCGUGGCUCCAAGAACUUGAUCAUAAAGAGUUACCUCUUCCUGGCUGAGCUGCUUGCAUAUUCAAUUGAAUUUCUUGUUCCGCUGCUGAGGCGUGUGACCAGCGUUGCCACAUUAGUGUACCUCAUGCUGGGGACCUUCACACUGACUGAGCAGAACCUGGUAGACCAGGGUACGAUGGUCAUUCUGGCAGGCUUCGCAUUGUCCUUCGUGAAGGCAUCGCUGGAAAAGCUUGUGCCAUCUCUCCUGAGCUACGGUCUCGGUGGUGUCUACUACGCUCUCAGCCGAGCUGAGGGAGUUGUGUCUCGGGCUCAUGAAGUACCGAGAACCAUUACAGGUCAGAUGCUUUCAGGAGCUGCAGCAGCCACGUUGGUUUCUGGAAGCAUUCUAGCAGCUGAAUGGGGAUCAGCCGUGUAUGCGGUGAUUAUGGGCUCCUGCGUUGGCUAUGCCUUCAGUCUUAUGACGCUUCUGGUCAACGUAUUGUUUGAGCAGCCGUCUCCUGACAUUGAUGACCCGCCAACCCAAAGCAUGUUUCAGUUGCUCAUGAAGCUGCUUUACUCCUUGGUUUCGGGCGGUGCGCUCGGAGUUGUUACAAUCUAUGCAGGCGAGGCAGGCUUGGCUGCAGAAGGCAAUGUCGGUGACGCUUACGAAUUUCAGAACACACUAGGAAGUCGGUGGACUUUUCGGGGCAGUAUUGGGCUCGGAGUUUUUGCUAUUGCGAUUCAGUUCAUCACGUUCCGACUGAUUCUCGUUGAGAACCUGCCUCCAGUCAUCAAACAGAGCGUUGAUCCACCAUACGUUUGGAGAGACUCACCGACAUGGGUCGUGUUAAGAACUGUUCAGUUCUUUCCCGGCCUGGCAGGUAUUCCAACUUGUACUCUGGUGUCAGUUGUCAUGCGGGACUUCGUUCGAUCUGGCCUUCCUUUCUUGACUCCCAUAGAGCAGCAGUUCGUAAUGGUUGGAGCUGGGAUUGCCUUGGCAAAUCUCUCUGCUUUGACGGUGCACAGAUUACUCGGCAGCCUUCCUCAGCUUCUUGGUUUCUUUUCUUGUAUUUUGGCCGCUUGCCUGCUCUGCCCGUGGAACAUGCUAUUUGGAGCCUUCACUGCAGUCUGGAUAGGUGUUGCCGUCGGCAGCAUUCUUGAGGAGGUGGUUCUGCGCCGGACCCUGCAACGAGAGAUCAAAAGGCGAGAGGCCAUGGGCGAAGAUGACACCAUGUUCUUCGAUCAGGAGCGUGCGGCCUGCAUGGAAGAAUGGGAGAAAGUUGAAGAAGAGGAGCUGCCAGCAUUGCCUCCUGAACCAGACCGAGAGGACAAGUUGAACAUGUACCUUCAAGUUGCUGCAGCAGGAGGCAGUGCCAUUGAGUAUGCAAAGGAGGUCCAGGCCGCCCAGGAGUUCCAAGAAGGCCUUGAGGAUGCUCCUUACAAUGAUGAGAUAGUGGAGGACGGCUCAGAGAUCCAUGACAACAGUCUCCUGCGGAUAGAGGAGCGGUCAAUUUCAGGUGUGGAGGCACAAGAGGAAUCGCUACCAGUAUGGGAUGCAACAACGACCCCGAGUCUGGUACAGGAUGAGGAAUCCAUUCAGCAGGCAUUCCUUGAACCAGGGAAGCGGGAUGUGGAGGCAGACCCCAUCGACAUGCCGGCUCUCCGCAAUGUUGCAGAUGAUGCACCUACUGUCCCUGAAAUAGACAUGGAUGCAGGGCCUCAUCCAGAUCAUUUUGAGGGAAGCCCCUCAGUGGAGAUGCCAGGUCCGUGGCAGCCAGGGGCGGAGGAGCUACCCCAAGGUGACUUCGAUCAGAUGGCCUCUAGCUCCAGUGGGCCAGCAGAGCUUGAGGAUCAACCUUCAGAGCUGCCUCAUUUGGCAUUGUCCAGGCUGCCAAGUUACGGAAUGGCAAGCUCGCGGCAAGCCUCCAGUCGAGCACGUGCUGAGGUGCUUGAGGACGGCUUCGACUUCAGCAGAGAGAUGGUUGACACUGAUGAUUUGCUGACAGAAAGUAAACGCCCUUCAAAAGCAACUUCCAUGCGCUCCGUCGCAACAACCUCAACCGCAAUGCCGCCGGUCCAAGCCAAGAGUGCGGCUCCAAUGUCUCCUACAGGCAUGGACAUCAAUCCAGGACUCAGAAGCAUGCGUCCGCCCCCACAAGACUUGUGGUCCAGAACCCAUGGCCCACGACAACCUCCAACUUCGCCGACAUUGAGAGGCAUGGCACAGCAAGCCCAGUCCGCCUACCAGGCAAAGGCUGCCAUGGCGCGCAGGUCUCGCAAGUGA
Messenger RNA from Symbiodinium pilosum, 7692 nucleotides. NCBI's taxonomy places the organism in Eukaryota, Dinophyceae, Suessiales, Symbiodiniaceae. The record is from the annotation of a GenBank genome assembly.